Colletotrichum siamense is the source of this 1017-nucleotide messenger RNA. Its product is annotated as Retinol dehydrogenase 12. The record is from RefSeq and is a predicted model, not a curated record. The coding region runs from base 1 to 1017 and encodes 338 amino acids. The transcript is spliced from 2 exons. Lineage: Eukaryota; Fungi; Ascomycota; Sordariomycetes; Glomerellales; Glomerellaceae.
AUGGCUCGUCUCGCACCCUACCUCGAAGAACACAAGAACAUCACCGGUGCCGGUGAUGCCCGUCCCACGGCCAUCAAAAUCGUUGAAGACCAAGGCCUCGUUGGAAAAUGGGCUGGUAAGGUCGUCCUCGUCACGGGCUGCUCCCCGGGUGGCCUCGGCCCCGAGACCGCCCGCGCUAUGCACGUCACGGGCGCCGAUGUCUACAUCACCGUCCGCGAUGUCGCCAAGGGCGAGGAGGUCGCUAAGGACAUCCUCUCUGACGGCAAGCCUGGAAAGGUCGAGGUCAUCAAGCUGGACCUUGGCUCUCUUGAGAGCGUAAGACAGGGGGCCAAGGAGUUCCUCAGCAAGUCAGACAAGCUGAAUGUGCUCAUCAACAACGCCGGCGUCAUGGCUUGCCCCAAAGGCAAGACUGUAGACGGCUUUGAGACUCAGUUCGGCACCAACCACCUGGGCCAUUUCCUCCUUUUCCAGCUCCUCAAGCCCGCCCUCCUUGCCGCCUCAACGCCAGAGUUCAACUCCCGCGUAGUCAGCGUCUCCUCCACCGGCCACCGCAACGGCAGAAUCCAAUUCGAAGAUUUCAACUUUGACAGCACGGUCGAGUACCACCCCUGGGCUGCCUACGGCCAGGCCAAGCUCGCCAACAUCCUUUUCGCCAACGAGCUUGACCGCCGCUACGGCUCCAAAGGUAUCCACGCCCUCAGCUUGCACCCAGGCGGAAUCGCCACGCCGUUGCAACGCCAUUCCCCCGAUCUCCAGGAACUGGUGAAGAAGCCCGAGGUACAGGCGUUCCUCAAGAGCACCUCCCAGGGCGCGGCGACGUCGGUGUGGGCCGCCGUGGCGAAGGAGUUCGAGGGCCAGGGAGGGAAGUACCUGGAGGAUGUAAGUGUUGCGGAACCGGCAGCCCCGGAUGUGAAGCCCAGUGAUCCGGGCUACAUCCCGGCGGCGUACGACCCGCCAACGGAGAAGAGGCUUUGGAUUGAGAGUCUGAAGUUGGUUGGCGUUGAGGAUGACGCGUAA